Messenger RNA from Lecanosticta acicola, 533 nucleotides. NCBI's taxonomy places the organism in Eukaryota, Fungi, Ascomycota, Dothideomycetes, Mycosphaerellales, Mycosphaerellaceae. The record is from the annotation of a GenBank genome assembly.
AUGUCCUCAAACUACACCCCGGAAGAAGUCAAAAAAGCCCACGAGAUCCUCUACAACGAAGGCAUCAAAAUGCGCUACCAAGUCGCGGGAAAAGAAUACGUCGAUCGUUCCCUCGCCGCGGCAGAUAACCCUUUUGCCAAAGCGAUGCAAGAAGUUCGUCGUUCCCCCUCCCCUUUGCCCCCCCCUUCACACUGCCUAAUUCUAUUCAAUUCAAUUCACUCGCUAAAACGUCUUCCGCUCGCUCCCUCCAGUACGUCUCCGAAUCCUGCUGGGGCAGCAUCUGGACGCGCCCGGGCCUGGAGCUCAAGACGCGCUCCUUUCUGAACAUCGCGAUGCUCUGCGGGCAGAACCGCGGGACGGAGCUGGCGACGCACGUCAAGGGGGCGCUGAACAACGGGGCGAGCGAGGAGGAGAUUCGCGAGGUGAUUCUGCAGGCGGCUUGUUACUGCGGGAUGCCGGCGGGGAUUGAGGGCUUCCGGGUGGCGUGGAAGGCGGUCGAGGAGUGGAGGGAGGCGAAUGCCGGGAAGAAGUAA